Messenger RNA from Dacryopinax primogenitus, 1542 nucleotides. Its product is annotated as cytochrome P450. Lineage: Eukaryota; Fungi; Basidiomycota; Dacrymycetes; Dacrymycetales; Dacrymycetaceae. The coding region runs from base 1 to 1542 and encodes 513 amino acids. Gene Ontology annotation, molecular function: oxidoreductase activity, acting on paired donors, with incorporation or reduction of molecular oxygen; heme binding; monooxygenase activity. The record is from RefSeq and is a predicted model, not a curated record. The transcript has 15 exons.
AUGCUCUUUUUCCGGGGUUCUCCAGUAACACCUCUCUCUGGGCCAAAGCGUCCCAGCUGGAUCUGGGGAUACAACCGGAUGCUUAUUAACGGAACCAGCGGUGAUUAUUUCGAGUCUUGGCAGAAAGAAUUUGGAGACGUGUAUCGUCUUCCCACGGCUGCUGGAGCCGAACGCACGGUCAUCAUGGAUUCUCGUGCCAUCGCAUAUGUUCUCAAUACAAACGGAUAUAAUUUCACUCGUUAUGAAGGCGAGCGCAACACGAUCAAGCGUUUGCUCGGUGGUGGAAUUUUGACCGUAGAAGGGAAUGACCACAAGAGGCACCGUAAAGCAAUGAGCCCGGGAUUCUCAAUUGCUUCGAUCCGGUUCUUCACCUCCAUUUUCUUGGAAGCAACACACAAAGUGAAAGAACGAUGGCUAUCCAAAUUGUCAGACAGCAAAGGGAAUGACAUUGUGCUGGACGUCGAACACUGGAUGAACGCAAUAUCAUUCGAAUCCAUUGGGGAGGCCGGCUUUUCUCAUGACUUUGAUUGCAUAAAUGACGAGGUGUCGGUGGUUGGUCAAGUCUUCAGUUCUUUGGGAGCAACUAAUGGGACGCUCACUGCCGCCAUUGCUGUCGCGUUGCAAGCAUUCCCUAUUAUUGCAUCACUUCCGCUCGCCCGGAACGUGGCCUUUGAUAAUCUCCGAAACACGAUGAGAGAUCUAAUAAAUACUAUGGACCGAAAGACUCUCGGAAAUGAUGCCUCUGAUGAACGGCGUUCGCUUGUUGCUUCAAUCAUCAAGGCAGAGAAUCGCAACUUGAGCCAGGAGGAAGUCAUGGCUGAGGCAAAUUACUACGUUGUUACUUGCCGGAUUCGAGACCACUUCUACGACUAUGGCGGUCCGUUCAGGUUAUAUCCGGAAAGUGUACUGAAGCUCACGCUUGCACAGUGGUGCCUGCAUGAGCUCUCGAUUAACCCCCACGUCCAAGACAAACUGAGACGGGAGAUCAUGAUGUUCCCUGAUGCGACUCAUGAACAGCUGGCCACGCAGAUGCCCUACUUGAACGCUGUCGUCCAGGAGACAUUGAGGACUCAUCCGGCCGUCGUGGAGAAUCAUCGUCAGGCCAUGAAAGACGACUCGAUUCCCCUCCAACGUCCGAUCAAACUGGCCAACGGACAAUCUGUCGAUCACAUCGAUGUGCGUGCCGGAAUGGGCGUGAUCAUUCCAAUCGAAGCUAUGAACAAAUCAAGUGCCUUCUGGGGACCGGAUAGUCAUGAGUUCAAGCCUGAGCGGUGGCUGGACGAGGAGCUGCCCAAGAAAGUGACGGAGAUUCAGGGAUUUCAUCAUUUGCUGACCUUCAUUGAUGGACCUAGGAACUGCAUCGGCAAGAACUUUGCAGUGGCCGAAUUCAAGGCCGUGAUGUCGGUACUGAUUCGCCACUUCUCAUUUGCUCCUCUCACGGACGGAUCUGACGUCCGGCGCGUCCUUACUCUUGUGCAGCGGGCGAAGAGCAAGGGGCACGAUGGGCUUCUGUUGCGCAUUAGCCGGGUUGAAACGGAAUGA